AUAUAUAGUUUUUUAUUUCCAAGCUUGUAAAAAAUCACAGUGAUGUUUUGGCUGUUAUGAUCAUUCACCCAAACCCUCCUCAACCUCUCUGCGCCCUCCUCUCUCCGCUUCGAAGCCCCGCAAUUCCUCCGAUCGAACCCUAGAAAUCUCUUCUGCAUCGAUCAAUUUCCGUUCCAUUCCCUUUCUCUUUCUUCUCCAUCUCCCUGCCGUAGUUUGCGUUAUUCGCUACUCCGAGAUCUCUCGGGGCCCUUGCAAUUGGUGCGUGGUCGACGAUGGCUGACGGAACGAUUGAUUUUCCGGACGAUCUCCUCUCCACCAAAGCGCCCGAUGAACACUGGACCGACAAAGAUGAAGUAUUGGGAGGAAAGGGUGAUGGGAAGGUGCUUAUGGGACUACUUGAUGGGUUGAAAGAUCAAGCAACAUCAGAGAGUAGCAUACCUCUGUCCCCACAGUGGCUUUAUGCCAAGCCAGUUGAGGCAAAGAUAUUGAUUGGUGGCACAUCAGGGGAAAUGCGAGCACCAAACCCUAUACCCCAUGGAAACUCCACUGAUCCCAAUCAGAAAGAUGGCUGGCGUUUAGAUGGAUCUCAGGACAAGAAAGACUGGAGGAGGACUGCUGCUGACAUUGAAAGCAGUCGUCGCUGGCGUGAAGAGGAGAGAGAAACAGGCUUACUUGGUAGACGAGAUCGUAGAAAAGAAGAACGUCGUGCUGAUGUCAUUCCUACAAGAGAAACUGCUGAGAGUAGAGCUUUAACUUCUUCCGAUCGCUGGCAUGAUAAUAACCGUAGUUCUGUGCAUGAACCUCGGAGAGAUAACAAGUGGUCAUCAAGGUGGGGUCCUGAAGAUAAAGAGAAGGAUUCUCGAACUGAGAAGAGGACAGAUGUGGAAAAGGAAGACCCUCAUGUUGACAAGCAAUCUUUUAGUGCCAACCGCACAGCCGCAGAGCGUGACAAUGAUUCACGUGAUAAAUGGAGACCACGGCAUCGUAUGGAAGUUCAUGUAGGUGGAUCAGCUACAUAUCGUUCUGCACCAGGAUUUGGAUUGGAGAGAGGACGAGUGGAGGGUUCAAAUGUGCGAUUUGCUCCUGGACGAGGAAAGCCAAAUGCUAGUGGACUUCUACAAAUUGGCAGGCCUCUUUCUGCUGGUUCUAGUGGUUUUGUUCCGGGAGAUAAGAAUGACAAUGUAUUUGGGAAAUCUGCGUAUUGUUACCCAAGGGGAAAGCUUCUGGACAUUUACCGCAAGCAAAAUACAGUUCCUGCUUUUGAUACCAUACCUGUUGAGAUGGAGCAAGUGCCCUCAAUAACACAAGUAGACUCAAUUGGGCCAUUGGCUUUUGUGGCGCCUGAUUCUGAUGAAGAGGCUGUUCUUGGAGACAUAUGGAAUGGAAAAAUCACUACCAGUGGAGUAUUCUACAGCUCAUUUAGAGAGAAGAAUGUGGGAUCAGAUGAAAACCUUACAGGCAUUGGUGACUUAACACUGACUGAAGGGAAACAGGUUUCCUUGAAUAAUACUGAAUUUGAUUAUGAAUCUUUGGGAAAGACUGCUGAUGAUCAAGCAUAUCAAGGAGAUCCACAUAAAGAAGGUGAACAGGAUUUUGUGUCCCCAAUUGGUGUGGCAGUGACUGAUGAUUUGACUCCUGCAGUUUCAAAUAGAUAUGAUUUCAGCAGUUUGAGGGAGCUUGACAGUACUGGACAUAAUGAACUGAAGCCUCUUCAAAAUCAGCAGUGGACAGAUUCUGCUCCAAAACACUUGAAGUUGGAACACACUGAGGCAGCUUUGUCUUCUGAAAUCAGUACCCAGCUUCCUGAUGAUUCAAGUUCUUUAUUUGACUUCUCUUCUAUAGAGAAAAUUUCUAGUAGCAACCAGGACCUUUUAAAGGGCAAUAAUGUGGCCUUCUCAUUAGAAAGGACUAUCCCACCUGAGGAGUUAAGUUUAUGUUAUUGUGAUCCUCAAGGGGUAACUCAGGGACCUUUUCUGGGAAUUGACAUCAUUUCAUGGUUUGAGCAAGGAUUUUUUGGAGCUGACUUACCUGUACGAUUGUCAGAUGCUCCUGAUGGGUCUCCUUUUCAAGAACUUGGCGAGAUCAUGCCACAUCUGAAAAAUAAAGCUAGGUCUGCCUCCAGCUCUGAUCUAGUUACCAAGUCAGAAAAAUCUGAUGCUUUUGGAGAUGGAUUGGGAGAGAGUAUUCCUGACCUUGCUUCAGCCAAGGUUUCAGCUGUCUUGAAUGAUCAGCAGUGGGAAUCUUCUGUAUUUGAGGAUAGCUCAGGUGUUUAUGUUCAGCCAAGAAUACCUAAACAGGAGUGUCCUGUUGAACCCCAGUAUACUGAAGAUCAAGGCUUCCAAAAUUUUUUUGCACUUGAUGAGAAAGUCGCCUUUCUUGGAGAGUCUGCAACUAGCAGUGGCAAUAUGAGGAAACUCUCUGCUAAUGUUCAUGGUUCAUUUCCUGAUUUGAGCAGCCGCCCAUCUUUUGCAAAUGAAUUUGCAGAAACUGGUGUGCCUAUGGAUAAUGAUGAUAAGUUGCAUCCCUUUGGUCUGUUAAUGUCUGAGCUCAGAGGCUCCCACAUGAGGUCUAGUCAGUCAUCAAAUUUACCUUCAAAUAUAGGUGAUCAGAGUCACUUUAUAGAUACCUUGCAUGAGAGAGAUGUCCUGUUGCCCAGACAGAGUUCAUUAGGUGCUGUGUCUGAUCAAUCUCUUGUUGCAGAGACAUGGUCUGAUGAUUAUAGAAGAAAUAUAUGUUCUAACUCCAGUGUUCAUCAAGGUGCCAUAGAUGCCCGGCAUUUAUCUCGCAUGGAGCAAGAAUUCAGUGGCUAUGACUUGGCAGAGCACCUGAUGUCACAAAAGUUGCAAAAGGAACAACUUCAACCACAGAACCGUCCAUCUCCUCAUCCCACAUCUCAUUUUAUUGGAUCAGGUGUGGAGCAAUUUCCUGGUUUUUCUUUUAGUCAGAGCAAGAACCCUGUUCUCCAACAGUCAGUCCACCAUCCAGCACAAGAUAUGGAACAUCUUUUGGAGCUUAAGUUACAACAGCAGCGAGAGUUUGAGCUUCAUCAACGACAUCAGUUUCAUCAACAGCAGCUUCAUCACCACCAAAUGAAAUUGCAGCAGCAGCAGCAGCAGCUGCAGCAGUCUCAUAUUCAACAAUUGCUUCUUGAACAGUUGCAGCAUCAUCACAUGUCUGAUCCGGGUUUUGGGCAGUCAAAGAUGGACCUUAUGGGAGACAACAUGCUUGAUCAGGCUUUGUUGAGGAAAAGCCUUCUCCAUGAAUUGCAGCAGAAUUCGUUUGCUUCAAGGCACCUGGAUCCAUCUCUAGAACAGAUCAUUCAAGCAAAGAUUGGUCAGAAUGCACAUAGAGGACGACCAAAUGAUUUAUUGGAGCUCAUAUCACAGGUGAAGCAUGGGAAUGCAUUCCCUUCAGAACAGCAGCUUCGUUUUCACCAAGAACAGUUGCAUGCAAGGCAGUUAUCUCUGGCAUUGAGGCAGCAGAUGGGGAUUGAGGGAGAGAGGCGUGCUGGUGGGCUCUGGCCAGUUGAUGAAGCUGAUCAAUUCAUCAGGACUUCUGCUGGCCGUCACCAAGCUCAUCUGGCAGGGUUGAACCCUUUAGAAUUUUACCAGCAACAGCAGAGGCUUUCCUCCCAUGAAGAACAACUAAGCCAACUUAAACGGAAUCUUGCUGUACAGGAGCAACUACAACGAGGGUUUUAUGAGCCUACUUCUGUUGCAUUUGAGAGGCCGAUGCCUUCUGGUGCUCCUGGGAUGAACUUGGAUAAUGUAAAUGCUCGUUUUCAAGGUCUAGACAUUCAAGAUCGGCAUCCUUAUAUGCAUUCCAUUGACCCCAUGGGUUCUUUCUCUUCUGGUAUCCCAUCUCAACACCACCAAGUUUCAGACUGGUUACAUGCUUCUCAUCCAGAUGCAAUUGAGUCCCGCUCCAGGAACAAUGGGCGGUCAGAAAAUAGUUGGCUAGAACCAGGGAUGAAACAAUUACAUUUUGAAGCUGAGCGACGGAAGAUGGAGCCUGAAGUUUCUGUAGCUUCUACAGAUUCAAGUUUAUGGGCUUUGGCUGGAGAUGAUGAGGAAAAAUCAAAGAGAGUUUUGAUGGACAUGCUCCACCAAAAACUGAAUCUUCAAUCUACACAGUCAUCAGAAGUGGACCAUCAACAUUCUAUAUCAUCUUAUAAAAGUCGGGAUUCGUUUGGACUAUUUCCUGAGUCAAGUUCUUCAAAUCUUCCUCCUAAUCUUCUACCAGAUCAAAUAGUCAGUCUAAACAACACAUUAACAGAAGGGUCCCCAAAUUCCAAUUCAAGCAACUUGCGGCAAAAUCAUUUACUUAAUGUUUAUGCGAAUGAACAAUUUAACAAUUUGGAAAACAGGGAAAGAUUUCCCCUUAGAUCUAAUUCUGGAGCAUUAGGAGAACAGCCAUUAUUUUCAAGCACACUAGAGACUUCUCAGAUUGGUUUUGUGGACUCUAGCUCGAUUGGGAAUUCAUCAAUGGGCAAAGAAUUCUCAGAGCUGGAGGGAAAGAAAGGGAAGAAGCGUGGGUCCAAAAGCAGAACGGAAAUGAGCCGGUCAGUUUCAGAGAUUGAAGGUAACUUAGCUGAGCAAGCUGAAGAUGCCAUGGAUCAUGGGGAGCUGCUAGUAAAUGCCCAUAGCAGGCAUACAUCAGUGAGCAAUGCUGGUGGAAAUGCAGGCUUAUACAACCAUGACAUUGGAUUAGAUAAAGCAUGCCAAGAUGAUGUUUCUAAUGAUAGGCUAUCAUCUAUUGUAUCCAAUGAGCUUGAUAAUUCAAUGCUUAAACGCCCACCAGUUUCUCGAGUCUUGUCUUCAGAUGUUCUGUUGGAGGCGGCCCCAGCUCCAGUUGUCAAGCAGAAAAACAAUAUAGAUGAUGGGAGACAGAAUUCUGCUGGGAAUCCAAUGACGAACAGGAUGGCUGAAACUCAGACAUCUGCCAAGAAAGACAUGCGGUUUAGGCGGACCUCAUCUUGUACUGAUGCUGCUGUAUCUGAAACUUCAUUCAUAGACAUGCUAAAAAAACCUGUUCCAGAGGCAGAUGCCACCAAUGGGGCUGCUUUGGAGUCAUCUGAUUGUAGCGUGCAAUCUGGACGAAGUGGCAAAAAGAAAGGAAAGAAAGGAAGACAACUUGAUCCUGCUCUUCUCGGAUUCAAAGUGUCCAGCAACCGGAUCUUGAUGGGUGAGAUCCAACGUCUGGAAGAUUGAUGCUCACUGGUUGUGCUCUCUAUUGUGAAUUCUUUCCCCCAUUUUUUUGAACAUACUAGAUUUUUAAAGUCUCUCAUGUAAAAGUUGUUCAUAUACUAACUUAUUUUUGGCCUUUUUUUUUUCCCAUCUUUUUGGCCUCUUUAUUGGGUUAGGAGACCGGGCAGAUGCCAGAUGCAAUUUUGUAGUGUCCUGUCGUUGGCUAUGAUAUGUAUAGUGCAUGCAGAUGAUAUUGUAGACGAGUGAGAAAAAUGUUGAUAGGAGAGAUUGAUGAAUAAAAGAUUUGUUAUAAACUUACAGCCAA
Molecule: messenger RNA, 5511 nt
Organism: Vitis vinifera (wine grape)
Lineage: Eukaryota; Viridiplantae; Streptophyta; Magnoliopsida; Vitales; Vitaceae
Exons: 11
Coding region: 273-5210 (1645 amino acids)
Molecular function (GO): protein binding
Source: RefSeq, a predicted model, not a curated record